Ectocarpus sp. CCAP 1310/34 is the source of this 183-nucleotide messenger RNA. The record is from the annotation of a GenBank genome assembly. Lineage: Eukaryota; Phaeophyceae; Ectocarpales; Ectocarpaceae.
AUGGCCGUACUCUCUGCUUCUGCUUGCCUCGCCCGCUGGCGCUUCGCGGACGCUUCCGCCUCCUGCCCGUGCCAUUUCCUCAUGAACCAUGCCGCCCCGUCCUCGACCUUGUUGUACUACGCCUCCGGGUCCUUGGCGCCCUCUUUCCAUUUACCCCCUUCCUUUUCGUCUCCCAUGUUGAAG